UGCGCUGUUGAAUUGUCGUCCUUGUAUUCCUUCCAGUGUAAUUAUGUUGUUGAUUUAAUGUUAUCUGUUGAUGUUUACUUAGUUCAUUGAACAUGGUUUUAAGAAGCAAAAUACAGUCGCCUUGGUACAGCCAGCUCGCUCACUUUUAUACAGCGUAAUGCACCAGAUGUUCCUGAACACACAUUAACCUCGUCUCCGCAGACCAAAUUUUGUUGUUUUCUUGGUGAGAGAGAGAGAGAGAGCAAACUGUGCACGGGGAGGGAGCCAGGGAGCUACAGGGAACCAGGACGCCGCUGUGUUGUUAUGCCAAAACACUCAGCUGCGGCUUGUCAUACCCAAGUGUGUAUGACAGCCUGUGUGGUGACAUGGUGGUGUCUGUGGCUGACUGUGGCAGGCAUGGAGGUCUGGGGAGGAGGAGAGGAUGGGGAAAGAGGAGGAAGAGAGGAGAGGUCCCUUCAGCAAAUCCCCUUAGGAACCUCAGGAUUUCCCUUACCUGUGGAUAUUGACCCCAUUCUUUCAGGCCCCAGAGAACAGAUCAACCAAGUGACAUCCUUCAUUGAUGGGUCGGUGAUCUACGGGUCCAGCAAGGAGGAGAGUGACGAGCUGCGUGCCUUCUCUGGCGGCCUCCUCAAGGUGCAGCGCGGCCCGGCAAACACCCAGAUCCUCACGGCCGACACCAACCAGAUUGACUGCAAGACCUCAGGAAGAUUCAAAGCCAGGUCACGCAAGACUCGGGCAGCAGACGGCCAGCUCAAAGACAUCGAGUCAGGUUCCCCAAACAACGUACUGGAUUUGAUGGAGGUUCUGCCUAACACUGACGUCAGCGAUAUUACGGAAAUUCCUAGCGUGUUUGAGCGUGACGACCAGACACUGCCCUGCAACCACACUUUGCGUUUCCGCACAGCUACAGGGUGGUGCAAUAAUCUUAACUUCCCGUCCUUCGGCAAGUCGUUCAGGGCAAAAAGUCGACUCCUACGUCCUUCUUAUGAGGACGGUGAGUGUCUGUCUGUCUGUAUGUCUGUGUAUGUGUGUAUAUAUAUGUCUGUCUAA
Molecule: messenger RNA, 1050 nt
Organism: Scylla paramamosain (green mud crab)
Lineage: Eukaryota; Metazoa; Arthropoda; Malacostraca; Decapoda; Portunidae
Exons: 5
Coding region: 304-1050 (248 amino acids)
Biological process (GO): response to oxidative stress
Molecular function (GO): heme binding; peroxidase activity
Source: RefSeq, a predicted model, not a curated record